GCAUUCAUCCUCCGCCCCCUUUCUCCCUUUCAUCGAACUUGCUCCCCUCCCCCUCCCCCCUCUCCCCUCUCCAGCCAUCGCCCUCGCCGCCGUUCCCUGCCGCUUUCUCCGUUGCCCUUGCCGUUACUGCUUCCCUGCCGCUGCCGGUUUCUAAGAUCUCUCCCUACCUCCCUUGAGUCCGCCAUGGAUCUUGGCGGCCGCUCCGAAACCGACCUCUCCCUCGGUCUCCACGCCCGCGCCUCACCCCGUCCCCCGAUCGCCGACGACUCCAUCUUCCUCCAGACCGACCCCACCCUCCACGACCCUCCCCGCUCCACCACCCCUCUCCACCUCUUCGAUCACCAAUCCGAGUCCCGCCGCGCCCCCGACAACGACUCCGACGCCACCCCUCUGGAGAACGGCGACGACGAGGAGCAUGUGGAGGAGGAGGAGGAGGAGAUCAGCAUCCUUGGAUACACCAUGUCCGUCAAGAAGCGCCGGCGAAGAGGCGACUCGGCCUCCUCCUCUUGCUCCCCUUGUCACCCCUCCAAGCGACCCGCCGUCGAGCCGCCACCGUCGCCGCCUCAGCCGCCGCCGCCUCCCCCCGACCUCGAGAGCCGGCGGGCCACCGUUCGGUCUUGGGGCAAUCUCCCCCUCUCCGUCACGGACCCCGACGUGUCCGAGAUCAUGGAGAAGGAGAAGCAGCGGCAGGUGAGGGGGAUCGAGCUCGUCGCCUCCGAGAAUUUCGUCUGCCGCGCCGUGCUUGACGCCCUCGGCAGCCACCUUACCAACAAGUACUCGGAGGGCUUGCCCGGCGCCCGAUACUAUUGCGGCAACCAGUUCAUCGACCGGAUCGAGCGGCUGUGCUGCGACCGGGCGCUGGCAGCCUUCGGCCUUGAUGCUCAGUGCUGGGGGGUGAAUGUCCAGCCGUACUCUUGUACCUCUGCUAACUUUGCUGUGUAUACUGGGCUUUUGCUCCCCAAGGAUCGGAUAAUGGGAUUGGAUUCGCCGUCCGGCGGGCAUGUCAGCCAUGGUUACUACAUGCCGAGCGGGAAGAAGAUCUCGGGAGCUUCAAUAUUCUUCGAGAGCUUGUCGUAUAAGGUGAAUCCACACACAGGGUAUAUUGAUUAUGAUAAACUGGAGGAGAAGGCAAUGGAUUUCCGGCCGAAGAUACUGAUCUGCGGAGGCAGCUCAUACCCGAGAGAGUGGGAUUAUGCAAGGUUUAGGCAGAUUGCAGAUAAAUGUGGGGCGGUCCUGAUGUGCGACAUGGCUCACAUCAGUGGGCUGGUGGCUGCAAAGGAGUGCCGUAGCCCCUUUGAUUAUUGUGAUAUUGUUACUUCAACCACUCACAAAAGCCUGCGGGGUCCUAGGGGUGGUAUAAUUUUUUUCAGGAAAGGAAGAAAAACAAGGAAGCAAGGAUUUUUUUUUGGCCAAGUAGAUGAAAGUGAUCAAUAUGAUUUUGAAGACAGGGUAAAUUUUGCUGUUUUCCCUUCGAUGCAAGGAGGACCUCACAACAAUCAUAUUGCAGCAUUGGCAAUAGCUUUGAAACAAGUAGCGACACCUGAAUAUAAAGCUUACAUCCAACAGGUUAAGAAAAAUGCUCAAGCAUUAGCAUCAGCUUUGCUAAGAAGAAAAUGCAGAUUAGUCACUGGGGGUACAGAUAACCAUUUGCUACUCUGGGAUCUAAGAACUUUUGGGUUGACAGGAAAGAACUUUGAGAAGGUUUGUGAGGCUUGCCACAUUACUUUGAAUAAAACUCCUAUAUAUGGCGACAAUGGUGCAAUUUCUCCUGGAGGAGUGAGGAUAGGUACUCCUGCUAUGACCACAAGAGGUUGUUUAGAGGGAGAUUUUGAGGUGAUUGCUGAGUUUCUUCUUAGGGCUGCGCAGGUUGCUAGUACAAUUCAGAAGGAACAUGGGAAGUUGCAAAAAGAUUUUCUUAUGGGUCUUCAGAACAACAAGGAUGUUGUUGAGCUUUGUAAUCAGAAAAUUCAAAGCUUGAAGCAGUCAUUGGAAAUGGUUUAAGAGAAGCAGCAAUGCCAAAUAAGAGGAGGCAGGGAGACUCAAAAACGAUGCAAGCAAGGAGCUGAACCAUGUUGAUUGUUUCCUGCGUUUAUGUCUUCCAAAAGACAAGGAUUCCGCUCAACUCAUCAUGGUUAUCAUUACUGUAAUUAGUUGGUGAAAAGGAUCAUUACCAAAUAAGCACUCAAUUUAGCAAUAAUUGUGACAUUGAGGGCAAGUGGGGAGG
Molecule: messenger RNA, 2224 nt
Organism: Elaeis guineensis (African oil palm)
Lineage: Eukaryota; Viridiplantae; Streptophyta; Magnoliopsida; Arecales; Arecaceae
Source: RefSeq, a predicted model, not a curated record